Galeopterus variegatus (Sunda flying lemur) is the source of this 1089-nucleotide messenger RNA. RefSeq names its product contactin-associated protein-like 5. The annotation marks the transcript as partial. The record is from RefSeq and is a predicted model, not a curated record. Lineage: Eukaryota; Metazoa; Chordata; Mammalia; Dermoptera; Cynocephalidae. The transcript is spliced from 8 exons.
AUGACAGUAAAGCUCGGCUCAGCAGCAGUCCCCCCUUGGCAACCCUGGGCAGCCUCCUGGAUGACCAGCACUGGCACUCGGUCCUCAUCGAGCGGGUGGGCAAGCAGGUGAACUUCACCGUGGACAAGCACACACAGCACAUCCGGACCAAGGGCGAGGCGGAUGCCUUAGACAUUGACUAUGAGCUUAGUUUUGGAGGAAUUCCAGUACCAGGCAAACCUGGGACCUUUUUAAAGAAAAACUUCCAUGGAUGUAUUGAAAACCUUUACUACAAUGGAGUAAACAUAAUUGACCUGGCCAAGAGACGAAAGCAUCAGAUCUAUACUGUGGGCUCGGGGACCCUGCUGCUGAGCCUGGAGGGCGGAAUCCUGAGACUCAUGAUUCAGAAAAUGACAGAACGCGUCGCUGAAAUCCUCACAGGCAGCAACUUGAAUGAUGGCUUGUGGCAUUCAGUUAGCAUCAAUGCCAGAAGGAACCGUAUCACUCUCACCCUGGAUAAUGAUGCCUCAUCCCCAGCUCAGGACACCACCUGGGUACAGAUUUAUUCUGGAAAUAGCUACUACUUUGGAGGGUGCCCUGACAAUCUCACCGAUUCCCAAUGCUUAAAUCCCAUUAAGGCUUUCCAAGGCUGCAUGAGGCUCAUCUUUAUUGAUAACCAGCCCAAGGACCUCAUUUCAGUUCAGCAAGGUUCCCUGGGGAAUUUUAGUGAUUUACACAUUGAUCUGUGUAGCAUCAAAGACAGCUACACUGGUGCCACCUGCCAUAACUCCAUUUACGAACAGUCCUGUGAGGUGUACAGGCACCAAGGAAACACGGCUGGUUUCUUCUACAUCGAUUCAGAUGGCAGCGGACCGCUGGGACCCCUCCAGGUGUACUGCAAUAUCACAGAGGACAAGAUAUGGACAUCAGUGCAGCACAACAACACAGAGCUGACCCACGUGCAGGGCACCAUCCCAGAGAAGCCCUAUGCCAUGGCCUUGGACUACGGCGGCAGCAUGGAGCAGCUAGAGGCCGUGAUCGAUGGCUCAGAGCACUGUGAGCAAGAGGUAGCCUAUCACUGCAGGAGGUCCCGCCUGCUCAACACGCCAG